ACACACUCGGGGAGCGGGAGCGCGGCGCGGACACGAAGCCGCCGGGGCUGCUGCGCCCAGAGCCAGCCGGAGCCGGAGCCUGAACCGCAGCGCCAGCCCGAGCGGUGCGGAGCCGCAGCCCGGGCCGGGGCCGGUGGUGGCUCAUGGACAGCGGGGCGGGCGGCCGGCGCUGCCCCGAGGCGGCCCUCCUGAUUCUGGAGCCUGCCAGGAUGGGGACCCUGAGGCCCAGCCCAGGCCCUGGGGGGCAACGGUCAUUACUGCCUCCCUUGCUGCUGGCACUGGUGCUCCUGCUGACUCCAUCCCCAGGCCAUGCCACUCGGGUAGUGUACAAGGUUCCAGAGGAACAGCCGCCCAACACACUCAUUGGGAGCCUCGCAGCUGACUACGGUUUUCCAGAUGUGGGCCACCUGUACAAACUGGAGGUAGGCGCCCCGUAUCUGCGGGUGGAUGGCAAGACUGGUGACAUCUUCACAACUGAGACCUCUAUCGACCGUGAGGGGCUCCGAGAGUGCCAGUACCUGGUCCCUGGCGAGCCCUGCAUCCUGGAGUUUGAGGUCUCGAUCACGGACCUCGUGCAGAAUGGCAGUCCCCGGCUGCUCGAAGGCCAGAUAGAGGUACAGGACAUCAAUGACAACACACCCAACUUCGCCUCGCCAGUCAUCACUCUGGCCAUCCCCGAGAAUACCAACAUCGGUUCGCUCUUCCCCAUCCCGCUGGCUUCGGAUCGCGAUGCUGGCCCCAAUGGUGUGGCAUCCUAUGAGCUGCAAGCCGGGCCUGAGGCCCAGGAGCUGUUUGGGCUGCAGGUGGCGGAGGACCAGGAGGAGAAGCAGCCACAGCUCAUUGUGAUGGGCAACUUGGACCGCGAACGCUGGGAUUCCUAUGACCUCACGAUCAAGGUGCAGGAUGGUGGCAGUCCUCCACGUGCCAGCAGUGCCCUGCUGCGAGUCACCGUGCUUGACACCAAUGACAACGCUCCCAAGUUCGAGCGCCCCUCAUACGAGGCCGAGCUGUCUGAGAACAGCCCUAUAGGCCACUCGGUCAUCCAGGUGAAGGCCAAUGACUCAGACCAAGGUGCCAACGCAGAGAUUGACUACACGUUUCACCAGGCCCCUGAAGUUGUGAGGCGUCUUCUGCGGCUGGACAGGAAUACUGGACUUAUCACUGUGCAGGGCCCCGUGGACCGUGAGGACCUAAGCACCCUGCGCUUCUCAGUGCUUGCCAAGGACCGAGGCACCAACCCUAAGAGUGCCCGUGCCCAGGUGGUGGUGACUGUGAAGGACAUGAAUGACAAUGCCCCCAGCAUUGAGAUCCGGGGUAUAGGGCUGGUGACCCAUCAAGAUGGGAUGGCUAACAUCUCGGAGGAUGUGGCCGAGGAGACGGCUGUGGCCCUGGUGCAGGUAUCUGACCGAGACGAGGGAGAGAACGCAGCCGUCACCUGUGUGGUGGCAGGUGAUGUGCCCUUCCAGCUACGCCAGGCCAGUGAGACGGGAAGUGACAGCAAGAAGAAGUACUUCCUGCAGACCACUACCCCGCUGGACUACGAGAAGGUCAAAGACUAUACCAUCGAGAUUGUGGCUGUGGAUUCUGGCAACCCCCCACUCUCAAGCACCAACUCUCUCAAGGUGCAGGUGGUGGACGUCAAUGACAAUGCACCUGUCUUCACCCAGAGCAUCACUGAGGUUGCCUUCCCAGAAAACAAUAAGCCCGGUGAAGUGGUCGCCGAGGUCACUGCCAGUGAUGCCGACUCUGGCUCCAAUGCUGAGCUGGUUUACUCUCUGGAGCCAGAGCCGGCUGCCAAGGGCCUCUUCACCAUCUCGCCUGAGACUGGAGAGAUCCGGGUGAAGACAUCCCUUGAUCGGGAACAGCGAGAAAGCUAUGAAUUGAAGGUGGUGGCAGCUGAUCGUGGCAGCCCCAGCCUCCAGGGCACAGCCACCGUCCUCGUCAAUGUGCUAGACUGCAAUGACAAUGACCCCAAGUUUAUGCUGAGUGGCUACAAUUUCUCAGUGAUGGAGAACAUGCCGGCGCUGAGUCCAGUGGGCAUGGUGACUGUCAUUGAUGGGGACAAGGGGGAGAAUGCCCGCGUGCAGCUCACAGUGGAGCAGGACAAUGGUGACUUUGUUAUCCAGAAUGGCACGGGCACCAUCCUCUCUAGUCUGAGCUUCGAUCGGGAGCAGCAAAGUACCUAUACCUUCCAGCUGAAGGCAGUGGAUGGUGGUGUCCCACCUCGCUCAGCUUACGUUGGCGUCACCAUCAAUGUGCUGGAUGAGAAUGACAAUGCACCCUUCAUCACCGCUCCUUCCAACACCUCCCACCGGCUGCUGACUCCCCAGACACGUCUUGGUGAGACGGUCAGCCAGGUGACAGCUGAGGACAUUGACUCUGGUGUCAACGCUGAGCUGACUUACAGCAUUGCUGGUGGUAACCCUUAUGGACUGUUCCAGAUUGGAUCACAUUCAGGUGCCAUCACCCUCGAGAAGGAAAUUGAGCGGCGCCACCAUGGGCUGCACCGCCUGGUGGUGAAGGUCAGUGACCGUGGCAAGCCCCCACGCUAUGGCACAGCCUUGGUCCACCUUUAUGUCAACGAGACCCUGGCCAACCUCACACUGCUGGAGACCCUGCUGGUCCAUAGCCUGGACACACCACUGGACAUCGACAUUGCCGGGGAUCCAGAAUAUGAACGCUCCAAGCAGCGUGGCAAUAUCCUCUUUGGCGUAGUGGCUGGCGUGGUGGCUGUGGCCUUGCUCAUUGCCCUGGCAGUGCUUGUGCGCUACUGCCGGCAGCGGGAGGCUAAGAGUGGCUACCAGGCUGGUAAGAAGGAGACCAAGGAUCUGUAUGCCCCCAAGCCCAGCAGCAAAGCCUCCAAGGGCAACAAAAGCAAGGGCAAGAAGAGUAAGUCCCCAAAGCCUGUGAAGCCAGUGGAGGAUGAAGAUGAGGCUGGGCUACAGAAGUCUCUCAAGUUCAACCUGAUGAGUGAUGCCCCUGGGGACAGCCCCCGCAUCCACCUGCCCCUCAACUACCCACCUGGCAGCCCUGACCUGGGCCGCCACUACCGCUCAAACUCCCCACUGCCUUCCAUCCAGCUACAGCCCCAGUCACCCUCGGCCUCCAAGAAGCACCAGGUGGUGCAGGACCUGCCGCCUGCAAACACAUUCGUGGGCACCGGGGACACCACGUCCACGGGCUCUGAGCAGUACUCCGACUACAGCUACCGCACCAACCCCCCCAAAUACCCCAGCAAGCAGUUACCUCACCGCCGAGUCACCUUCUCCGCCACCAGCCAGGCCCAGGAGCUGCAGGACCCAUCCCAGCAUAGCUACUACGAUAGCGGCCUGGAGGAAUCAGAGACACCAUCCAGCAAGUCAUCCUCGGGGCCCAGACUUGGUCCCCUGGCUCUGCCUGAGGAUCAUUAUGAGCGCACCACCCCCGACGGCAGCAUAGGAGAGAUGGAGCACCCCGAGAACGACCUGCGCCCUUUGCCUGAUGUCGCCAUGACGGGCACAUGUACCCGGGAGUGCAGUGAGUUUGGCCACUCUGACACGUGCUGGAUGCCCGGCCAGUCGUCUCCCAGCCGCCGCACCAAGAGCAGCGCCCUCAAACUCUCCACCUUCGUGCCUUACCAGGACCGAGGAGGGCAGGAGCCUGCGGGCGCCGGCAGCCCCAGCCCCCCGGAAGACCGGAACACCAAAACGGCCCCCGUGCGCCUCCUGCCCUCCUACAGUGCCUUCUCCCACAGUAGCCAUGACUCCUGCAAGGACUCGGCCACCUUGGAGGAAAUCCCCCUGACCCAGACCUCGGACUUCCCACCUGCAGCCACACCGGCAACUGCCCAGACAGCCAAGCGCGAGAUCUACCUGUGAGCCCCCUUCUGGCCGGCCGGCCCCCCUCCCCAGCCGCCGGCCAGCUCCCAGAUGGGCCCAUUCCAGGGCCCCUACUCCUGUCCCCUCCAGCGUGGACUCCCUGGCCAGGACCCCGAGUGGGGGGGAGUGCUGGCCUCACGACCAUGCUGGCCCUUUCCCCAUGCAGGGUCCAGGUCCUCCCCUCUCUUCACCACCCAACCCCAGCCCCAGGGAGCCCCUUCUUUUCCUUUAUGGGGCUCCCCCCAGCUGAUGCCCAAGAGGGCUCCUCUACAAUGACUAGGCUCCCUUCCCUCCACUUCCAGGGAGCACCCCCUCACUUUGGGCAAAUGGUGGAGUCAAGGAUGGGCAGCACACAUUUAAUUCAUUGCUUCCCACGUGGCCGACCAGGGCUGGGACAGGAUGCCCCCAUUCCAGCCUGGAAGCAGGGCUGAACUGGGGAGCCCCUCUCCCUGGAAACUCCCAGAGGAAACCCUUGGCCCCCCCAGGGGCUCCCUGAAGGGCUUUCGUUACCAAAGGUGGGGUGGGGAUGGGGGUAGGAGUGGGGCGGAGACUUUGUCUUCCCUACUGCUCCUGGGCUGGCCCACCUGCCUGCCACAUGCCCAAAUCUGGUCCCAUCUGGGCACCCCCUUCCCCGCUGGUCAUGCAGUGUCUGUAUAUAAGGACCUUGGAAUGAUGUCCCCAUUUCUGCCUGAUUUGCAACUUUUCUUGUUGAUGUUGUGUUGUCUUGGGGGACCCUGGGGGGGACCUGCCCUGUGCCCCCUCCUCCCUGCCGCAGUGCCCCCCACCCAGGCCUCUAUUGUUCCGUGUUGUAAAUACCCCUGGGGCCGUGGUGGGAUGGGGGUGCAGGCCAGGGAAACAACGGGUGGGUGGGGGUGGGAUAGGGGUAACAUUCGCCUAUCAGCAGAGCUGGGCUUUUAUUUAAUUUUUUUUAAAAAUACAAAUCUCUAUUUUUUUGGAACUGUUGCGCUGUGCCCUGGGGGGGAUCCCCGCUCAGGCUGGCCCUCCCACAUCCAGAUGAGCAUCACAGAGGGGCCCUGAGGCUGUGGGGGGCAGCUGGACAGGGGUGGGAUGACUGUGCCUCUGGCCUGGU
This is a messenger RNA of Talpa occidentalis (Iberian mole), 4947 nucleotides long. RefSeq names its product protocadherin 1 (gene PCDH1). The record is from RefSeq and is a predicted model, not a curated record. The transcript has 5 exons. Bases 144 to 3857 code for a protein of 1237 amino acids. NCBI's taxonomy places the organism in Eukaryota, Metazoa, Chordata, Mammalia, Eulipotyphla, Talpidae. Gene Ontology annotation, biological process: homophilic cell-cell adhesion. Gene Ontology annotation, molecular function: calcium ion binding. Gene Ontology annotation, cellular component: plasma membrane.